Molecule: messenger RNA, 674 nt
Organism: Artibeus jamaicensis (Jamaican fruit-eating bat)
Lineage: Eukaryota; Metazoa; Chordata; Mammalia; Chiroptera; Phyllostomidae
Product: interferon-induced transmembrane protein 1-like
Exons: 3
Coding region: 23-562 (179 amino acids)
Biological process (GO): response to type II interferon; response to interferon-alpha; response to interferon-beta
Cellular component (GO): plasma membrane
Source: RefSeq, a predicted model, not a curated record
CUCAGGACAUCUCCCCACGAAGAUGGAACCAGGGCCCCUGUUUGUUCACCUGGGCAGGGCCCUUUGCCCUAACGGGAGCAGAGCAACGCCGGGUCCACCCUGGAGAACGGGGCCCAUAAACUUCUAUCACACGCUCAUAUCUUCAACACUCCCAGACCACACCAGCUCCCCAAAGCCAGAGAUGAUGAAGAGGGAACAAGAGGUGGCCGUGCUGGGGGCUCCCCAGGUGUCAGCACCAGUGGUGUCCACCGUGGUCAACAUCCGGACUGAGACCGCCGUGCCCGACCACAUCGUCUGGUCCCUGUUUAACACGAUCUUCUUCAACUUCUGCUGCCUGGGCUUCGUGGCGUUCGCCUACUCUGUGAAGUCUAGGGACCGGAAGAUGGUGGGUGACGUGAUUGGGGCCCGGAGCUACGCGUCCACCGCCAAGUGCCUGAACAUCUGGGCCCUGCUCCUGGGCCUCCUUGGGACCAUAGGGUUCAUUGUUCUUCUGGUGCUGGUGGUCUUCCCGGCAAUCAGCUAUGCAAUAACACAGGCCAUGCAGAACCACGGAGGCUACUAGGCGCUGCCCUCAGCAGGGGGACCACGUCUCCCCACCCCCUCCUGGCUCUGCCCCACCCCCCCACCCCUUCAUACAGUUGCUGAACCCAAUAAAGUGCACCUGGAAGUGACAA